AUUUAGUAUGUUGUUGUUUACAGGAAGCAUCAAAGCCAGAGGCAAGAGCUGAGCGUCCUUGGAUUAUAGUAUAUGGGCACCGACCAAUGUAUUGUUCCAACAGUGAUCACGAUGACUGUCGUAGUAUAAACUGCUUGACACGUGUAGGGAUUUCUCUUUUGAAUGUGUAUGGAAUGGAGGCUCUGCUUGACAAGUAUGGAGUUGAUAUAGCAGUGUGGGCACACGAACACUCGUAUGAAAGACUAUGGCCUGUGUACAACUACACUGUGUAUAACGGAUCAAUGGAGGAACCUUACACUAAUUCAAAGGCUCCUAUACACAUCAUCACUGGCUCAGCGGGUUGUCAAGAGCGCCAUGAUCACUUCAUACCUGACAACCUUUCUGGUCAGCCUUCCGCAAUAGCGAUUAUGGGUACACGCCUGACAGCUUAUAAUGCCACUCACCUCUACUUUGAACAGGUCUCUGAUGACCAGAAAGGAGAAGUUAUCGACAGAAUCUGGGUGAUCAAAGAUCAGCAUGUCCCAUUUGCAGAACUACGUUCUCAAGCAGAGUAAAGUUUUUGAUGUUCCAGAGUGUUCUUGAAGGUUGUGUUGUGUAUGAAAGUGUUCCUUUCAGUGUUCAUGUAUUAAAUAUGGUGCAAUUAAGAUAAUCAUUACCAAAUUGAAUUGGGUCUGUGAAUGUUCAAAUGUUUUAUUAAGUUGGCUACAUAUAACAAAUGUUCCAAAAAUUUUAUGAAGUUCGUUGACCAAACUGUCCCUAGUGAUAACCUUUGUUUGUGUAUUAUAUGGAUGAAUGUCUAAAGGUCCUGCCAUUAUUUUAAAAUUGAUAGACAUUUAUGUGUUGGUAUGUGUCUGUGGUAAAAGGAAGUCUUCAAACUUCAAAGCUUAAUUUACCUUAUACUAUAUUCAGUUCAAGAGCUGUUGCUUUAAUAUGUACAGAUUUACAUAUCAAACAGUAUUCUUUGAAGUUCUUAUCUAGAUUUGGAGGAUGAAUUAAGGUACUGUAGGCUGAAUUGAGAGAAUGAAUUGCUGAAAUUUGGAAGUAGUGUACUGGUAUGUACUUACAUAUACAUAUAUUUGUAAAUUGUAAACCAAAGAAUGGUUAAGGAUUUUAUUGACUCUUUUAUGGAUUCAUUUGUUAGUUUUAUAGGUUGGACUGUGAAAACUCAAAAUAAGUUUUUUGGGUACUGUUCAACACUUAGUAGAUACAUUAUAAUGUGAAAAAACUAUAGUUAAUACAAUAGUACUAUGUAUUACAUGUUGGUACUGGCUAAAUAAGAAGAGAUGAUUAAGUGUAUUUUAACACACCAGAUUUCCCAUCCCUAAUAUUCAGUAUUCUUUAUUACUUAGGUUGUUUACAUCAACUUCAGACCUACAGUCAGCUGUAUUUGUGUGUUCAGUUUCGGGUACAUAGGGAGAGGGUAUGUUAUUCAGAUUUUGAUGAAAAAUUUGAAAUUUAUGUGAUGUGUAGUUUUUUUUUUUUACUGAAGUUAAAUUAAAAACCUUGGAUACUUUGUUUCACAUUAUUUCAAGUCUCUCUGUGUAGUUUAUAACAAUUUGCAAUGGAUGAAGCAUUUGUUGUCCAGAUAAUGUAGCCAUAUAAAUGUGUAAGUCAUCAUAUGUUUGGGAAAUUUGAUCUGAAUUGCAUCUAGGUAUUAUUCUUGGACACUAAGUUUAAAACAAUUCCAGAUUUUGCAAAGUGAGUUCAGAUAUUUCAUUAUUUUGCAUGGCUGUAUUUUAAAAACUAUGAACUAUAUCAGUGCCUUACAUUGUAGUUUUGCCUUAUUUUCAAAAGAACAAGUACAACUACUAGUAAAUUUAGAAAACAUUUUUUUAAAUUCAGACCCAUAACUUUUUGUUAUUAAAAUAAGCUAUGGCUUUGUUAUCAGACAAAUUUAGUUUUUAAAGACAAAGUGAAACUAAUAUGGAUUUUACACAGAUGCAGGAACUUGUAGUUACCUUUCUAAACCUUUUGUUUACCAAUUUCACAUAUAAUUCUUAUUUAUAGUAGUAU
Macrobrachium nipponense is the source of this 2013-nucleotide messenger RNA. Its product is annotated as acid phosphatase type 7-like. The record is from RefSeq and is a predicted model, not a curated record. NCBI's taxonomy places the organism in Eukaryota, Metazoa, Arthropoda, Malacostraca, Decapoda, Palaemonidae. Bases 87 to 554 code for a protein of 155 amino acids. The transcript has 4 exons.